AAUACAUACGCAAUGGUUAAUUUGUAAUUAUACAAAUAGAUUAUAUAUAAUAAAUAUGAAAACAGUUGUAUGGACAUUUCUUUUUACUUGUUUAUUUGCCAAAGUUUCGUCUUGGGUUAGUAUAUAUUUUGUUUAAUUAAACCUUUUGAUUUACUCAGUUUAUAUCAGUGCUUCAAGGUAUACCGGCCACCAAUCAUUAUUAUAAUAGAAUUAAGUGUUUUAUUCGUGAGUUUGGAGUUUGGAAUAACAAUCAAAUAGUGUGGACGGACCGGUAUCCAGCUCAAGUACCAGCUGCCAUUGUCCACUUGAUCUAAAAGAAGUUUGUGGAUCUGACAAUGUCACCUACAAGAAUGAAUGUGAAUUCAAAUGUGAACAAAAGAAAAAUUACAAAUUAAAACUAAUGGCAAAUGUAUCCUGUGAAAAACAAAGUAAAAAAAAUGCUACGUUGGACACUUGCGAUUGUUUGGAAAAAACAUUGGGACCGGUUUGUGGAUCUGAUGGCAAUAUCUAUUACAAUGAGUGUUUUUUUAAUUGUCAGCAAAAAUUAAUUCCAAAUCUACUUUUAGUCUCAAGAUCUGUCUGUGACGAAUAUAGUAGUGAAGAUAAUUCAUUUGAAACUACAAAAAGUUGGAAGCAAUCUUUAAAAUCAAGUCAAAAGUUCGAAUCAAAACUAGAAUCAUUUCCAGAAAGUUCGACAGAAAUAAAUUCAGUGUCAGAACUAGAAACUGAGUCCGAACCAGAGUCAGAACUUGAAUCAGAAACAGAAACAGAACUAGAGUCGGAAACAGAGUCGGAAACAGAGUCGGAAACAGAGUCGGAAACAGAGUCGGAAACAGAGUCGGAAACAGAGUCGGAACCAGAAUCGGAACCAGAAUCGGAAUCAGAGUCGGAACCAGAGUUAGAAACAGAGUCAGAAACAGAAUCAGAAACAGGAUCAGAAACAGAGUCAGAACCAGAAUCAGAAUCAGAUUCAGAACCACUCUCAGAUUUAAAAUCAAAAUCAGAAUCAGAACCAGAAUUAAAACCAGAGUCAGAAUCGAAGUCAGAAGCAGAGUCAAAAUCAGAAUCAGUUUGGGAAUGGGAAUCAGAUAUAGAAGAUACGUGCAUUUGCCCGCUAAUAGAUCAACCAGUUUGUGGAACUAAUGGUAAUGUUUACAUAAAUAUGUGUUACUUGCGUUGUCAUCAAGAUGUAGAUCCGAACUUACGACCAACUAAAAAGUCACUGUGUAAAAACAAACCAAUUACACAAGGAAAAUUUGAAAUAAUUGAUGAAGAUCCUUUCAUGCCGGACUCUUCAGAAUCGGAUGAAUAUGAUGAGGAAAACAAUUCGACUUGCAAGUGUCCGGACGUAGCUGAACCUGUUUGCGGUUCUGACGGUAAAAUUUAUGGUAGUUUAUGUUUUCUACGUUGCAAGCAAAAUCACGAUCACAAUCUAAAAUUUGCCAAAAUGUCGGAAUGUGAACUAGGCUCUAAAACACACGAUAAACACACACAUAAUUCAAAUGGACACAAACAUAGAAGAUGCGCUUGUACAAAUCAAAAAAAACUUGUGUGUGGAAACGAUGGUAAAAUAUACAAAAAUUCUUGUAAAAUGAGGUGCCUACUACAGGAAGAUUCUAAAUUAGAUACACCCAAAAGAUCAGCAUGUGAAUACAAAAUUGAAUAUGAUACGAGUUCUGAUCCCUGCGUUUGUCCUAAGAUUGGACCACGUGUUUGUGGAUCUGAUAAUAGAACCUAUCCCAAUGAAUGUUUUCUGAAUUGUCUACGAAAAUAUGACUACAAACUGUUUAUAGUUGAUCAGGCACCCUGCAAAGAAGUAGAAUUACCCCAGAAAACUCCAUCAAAAACCGAAAACCCAAUGAAGCAAUAUUUAGAUAUUACAUCAAGACUUUUAGUAAAGGUAAUUCCAUUAGACUGCAUUUGCCCGAAUAUAUAUCGACCGGUAUGUGGAUCUGAUCAUCAUACUUAUAAGAAUGUGUGUUCUCUAAAAUGUCACCGACAGUUGAAAAAGAAUGUGGUGAUAGUUGCUUAUAGAGCAUGUGAACAUGAAAAUAGAAAACAUAGAAAUAUUAGAAAAAAUAGAAAAAGCGAAGAAGCUCUUUCUGACGACAGAAAAGAGUCUUAUCAGUGGUUCAUGCCUAUUUUUAAGACCUUAUCACACGUUUUAGCUGAACAUCUUUUGGAGAAAGUGCUUUUCUCUAAAAAAGAACCACCUCAGAAAGGUACAUCAGAUAUUACAGGUACAGAUGUUUCCACUCCUCGACCAAGUAAUGUUUUAGCGAAGCCUCAAUUUUUAAAUUGCGUUUGCAACAAAAUUAUUGAUCCAGUUUGUGGAUCCGAUGGUAUAACUUAUGUAAAUAAAUGUGUCCUAGCUUGUAAUCAACUGGAGAAUCCGACUUUAUCAUUAGUUGUCUUCGCUCCAUGUAAUGUAAAUAUCGCACCUAAAGUGGUUAGUCCAGUGCCUCAAGCAAGUGACCGUUUACCGAAACUUCAGUAUAAGAAUUGCGUUUGUUCAAACAUUCUAAAACCAGUUUGUGCAUCUGAUGGUAAAACAUAUACAAAUAUAUGUUUACUAGCUUGUCAUCAAGUGUACAAUCCCAGUUUACAAGUAAUUUCAUACGGAACAUGUGAAAACCAAUUUUUACCACCGACCCCACCAGUCAACAGUAUUGUUUUCUCCGAUGGUCGCGUCUUAAAAUGCAAAUGCACAACUCAAAUACAACCAGUUUGCGGUACUGAUAAGAAAACCUAUCCGAAUUUUUGUUUCUUUCUAUGCAGCCAGGAACAUUUCCCUGGACUAAGAUUAUUCAGCCAAACACCAUGCGCCCUGAAUAAAAUGAGACGCAAAUUUCGAAUGACAGUAUUAUAGUAUUAUAUGUAGUUCAGUAAUGUACUUUUUUAAACAAUAAAGCAUUUC
This is a messenger RNA of Psylliodes chrysocephalus, 2917 nucleotides long. NCBI's taxonomy places the organism in Eukaryota, Metazoa, Arthropoda, Insecta, Coleoptera, Chrysomelidae. The record is from the annotation of a GenBank genome assembly.